This is a messenger RNA of Dryobates pubescens (Downy woodpecker), 2078 nucleotides long. It is a transcript of the gene RAD21L1, whose product is annotated as RAD21 cohesin complex component like 1. Gene Ontology annotation, biological process: mitotic sister chromatid cohesion; replication-born double-strand break repair via sister chromatid exchange; synaptonemal complex assembly. Gene Ontology annotation, cellular component: cohesin complex; synaptonemal complex. Bases 69 to 2015 code for a protein of 648 amino acids. NCBI's taxonomy places the organism in Eukaryota, Metazoa, Chordata, Aves, Piciformes, Picidae. The record is from RefSeq and is a predicted model, not a curated record. Gene Ontology annotation, molecular function: chromatin binding; protein binding. The transcript has 13 exons.
UCUCCUGGUGGGGGAGCAGCCCGAGGAGGUGGCCGUGGGGUCAGGCUGGGCCCCCCACCCCAGGCACCAUGUUCUACAUGCAUCUGCUCAUCAGCAAGCGGGGGCCCCUGGCCAAAAUCUGGCUGGCUGCCCACUGGGAGAAGAAGCUCACCAAGGCUCACAUAUUUGAGUGCAAUUUGGAGGCAACAGUGGAGAAGAUCAUCUCACCAAAGUUCACAAUAGCUCUGAGGACCUCUGGGCACUUGCUCCUGGGAGUGGUGAGGAUUUACCACAGGAAAGCCAAGUACCUCUUGGCAGACUGCAGUGAAGCUCUGACUAAAAUGAAGACAGCCUUCUGCCCAGGUCUUGUUGACCUUCCAGAAGAGAAUUUUGAGGCUGCUUAUCAGUCUGUGACACUGCCAGAGGAGUUCCAUGAUUUUGAGGCACCACUCCCUGCUCUGAAUGCCAUCAAUGUGGUUGACCAUUUCACCUUGAAUCAGAGCAGAGCUGAAGACAUCACACUCCCAGAGGGCUUUGAGAGCAGCCUCAUCCUCUGUGGCAGGAACUUUGAUGAAGAGCCAGAGGCACUAAGGAAAAAGAGCUCCUUGGACUGCAGCACCUUCACCAGCAGCAACAGCCUGGUGGCUGAGCACUGCUCUCUGAGUGCCAAUGGAGAGAGGUCUGUGCUGCAGGAGGACACCUUUGGCCUUCAGCAGGACGGCUUUGGGGACGAGGAGGAUGCUGCUGAUAUGAUUGAACUCCUGCUGGGGGAUGAGCCAAGUGGCCUGGAGAACGACCUUCUGGAUGUGCAGGAAGACUUCCCUCUGCCACAAGAGCCAGCAGAGAACAGCAGCACCAUGUCCUCAGGUGGAGAGCUUAUUCCAGCUUGGUUGGCUUGGGUUUGUAAUGGGGAUCUGUCCCUGGGUUUUCUCACAGUGGAGCCCACUGGCACUGAUGGUCACCUGCUGAAGGAGACAGAGCUGCUGCUGAGAGAGGAGGAAGAGCUGCUGCUGAGAGAGGAGGAAGAGCUGCUGCUGAGAGAGGAGGAAGGCUUUGUGCUCCAGCCAGUUGCAGACACAGCUGCCCCCCAGAGGAAGAGAACCAAAAGGAAGAGGAAGCUGCUUGUGGAUGCAGUCAAGGAACUGAGCUGCACCACAAUCUACAACCAGCUGAAUGACUGCACAGACAUCCUCACGACCCUAGACCUGGCCCCCCCCUCCAAAAAGACCAUGAUGUGGAAGGAAUGGGGAGGUGUGGACAAGCUCCUGACCCAGCCUGGGCAGCCUAUGCUCCACAGCAAGCUGCAGAUGCUGUUUGAAAAGUGCUUCAAGAGUCCUGGCUUAAAGAUGAGAAGGAAGGAGAUGCAGGGGGAGCCUGGAGUGGAAGAGAGCAGGAAGGAGCAGGACACCACAGAGAUACUGAGUGCAGAAGAGCCAAGUUCCCAUGGGGACUCAGCUCAUCCAGACCCUGAGAGGUCAAUGAGGAAUGGUUUGGUGAUGAUGGCACAGCAUCACAGGAGUGAAGAUGAUGCCAACUGUGGAGAAAGCAGACAGGAGGCAAUGGUCUGCUCUGAGAGCUCCUCGCUGAUGCAUCUCUCCCUGGGCCAAGCAGCUGAAGCACAGCAAGAUGAGUCACCAACUGUAGGUGCUCAAGGCUCUGCCUUGCUGCAGCACAGAACUCUGCUGUCUCAGAAAGCUUUCACAGCACCUGGGCCAGGCUCUCAUUGUCCUGUGUCACUUUUGACACCUUCUGCUCUGUUGCUUCUGCAGGAGCUAAUGAGGCAUGGGAAGGAUGGUGAAGAAACAAGGUGGAGCAAAAGGACUCUCCAGCUGCUGAGAACUUUACAGCACCUGAGGAGCUCUGGUGCCUCUUCCUUCAGCUUCCAGGAGCUCUGCUGGAGGAGCAGCCGCAAAGAAGCCGCAGCCAAGUUCUCCCUGCUCCUGGUCCUGAAGAAGUGCUCGGUCAUCCAGCUGAGGCAGAGCUCUCCCUUUGCUGACAUCACAGUCACCCCUGGCCCCAUGUUUGAUGCUCACUGAAGCCAGGGCCAGAGAAGCUGAGAAAAAGAAACCUUUGACUCCAUUUUCCAGUUCCCUUUCCCC